CAACACUACUUUAACGGCGUUUACUAACACGGUGAUUUAAUCUCUGAAAAAAGUUUUGUCUCCCAAAUAUCCUGCCAAAUUACCUCAAAAACUGCGGAUUCCGAGCACCAAAUGGGCUGCGAGUGACUAUUAGAGGACACCAAGAGCCCCGGAGACACUCAGCACCACCACCUUCUUCUACCCAUCAGCAGUAGCGCGGUGUAGAUAAAGCAGCUGCCGUGGGGUAAAGUUCACAAAACGUUACUUGUCUGGAGUUAGUCAGAAUUUGUCGUUAUGGUUGACAACAAUAACCUGCGCAGUGCUGUGAUCAGCGAGGCGCCACUGGUUCCGCCCUCGAGCAGUUUUGGACCGGGGCCGUCCAGUGGCUUGGGUCCACCGGAGGCUGUUCUGCGUACUCCAUACGGCAAUGUUAGGGCACUGCCAAGUACAGCACAGCCGCCCCCCCUGCCCCAGUCCCCGUUCCAGCAGACACAGCAGUACGGAUUCGGCGGGGGAUACGGCGGCAACAGUUACGGCCUCGGGGGCGGCUUUGGGGGCUUCAACAGUGGCGCUUUCGGAUACGGGGGAUUGGGAGGUGGUUUCGGGAGUGCCUACGGUUAUGGUGGUGGCUACGGCGGGGGCUUUGGCACUGGAUACAGCCGAUUCGGAGCGCUGGGGGCCAACGACCCUGAGCAGCGGUUUAUUCAGAUGGCCGAGGCCAGCUCUCGGCCGGCAUUCCAGAGCAUCGAAUCGCUGGUAUCGGCGAUUGGAAACAUUGCCUCCAUGCUAGACUCGACGUUCUUCGCCCUGACCAGCUCUUUCCGAGCAAUUCUAGGAGUGGCGGCGAACUUUGGACGUCUGCGAAGUGUGUUUGCACAGUUCUGGACGACUUUUGCGAUCUUUAGGGGUCUGAACUGGAUCUACAGAAAGAUUCUCUUCUGGCUACGCCUGUCGAAUCUUGAUCCUUCAUCUGCUGCUUUCAAGAAAGCCUUUGCGGAAGCCCUAAACGAGAACAAUACCCAAGCAGGAGGAGCGCCUCAAGCCCCGCGAAAGGGUACUUCACCCUGGCCGGUGCUGGCCUUUCUCAGUUUCAUCUUCACUGCGCCUUACCUAAUUAUGAAGCUGCUGGGCACCGUGACGAACACCGCCCAGGAGGAAGCCCGUAAUCCGGCCAAGUGGACGACACCGAUUCAAACUCAAGCUGUUUACGAUUUCGUGGGACGCAGCCAGAGCGAGCUAUCGCUGCGCGCCGGCCAGCCGCUUCAGGUGGCCCCCCGCGAUAUCCAGCAAACCCUUAACCUGCUCAAUACCGGCUGGGCUCUGGCCACUAUAGAUGGUCGAACCUCUGGCAUUAUUCCCAUCAACUAUGUAAAGUCACCUCAGCAAAUGCGACAGGAGAUCCAAGAGCAAAUGAAACCCGCACAGCCUCAGCCACAGCCAGAGCUGAUGGAUUUGUCUGCGGGGGCCUUCGCGCCGCCGCCGUUGGAGCAGCAAAUGAACUACGAUUUCAACUUGGCCGCACAGCAGGAAGGUCCGCCAUCCACAACAGCAGCGGCCUUCGAAGAGGGCUUCGCCUGAGCUCUGGUCAACUCUCGUGAAAAUUACCUCUAAGUUUAGUUUUGUUUUGGUGUUCAGCUUUUGUAUACGCACCUCCAUAUGUUUUAAGAUAGCUUUUCGCCCUUUGUACAUUUCCAUUUAGUUGUUACCGUCAAUUACUCAACUAAGUAAACAUCCUAGAAACCAUGUA
Drosophila serrata is the source of this 1726-nucleotide messenger RNA. It is a transcript of the gene Pex13, whose product is annotated as peroxisomal biogenesis factor 13. Gene Ontology annotation, molecular function: protein binding. Gene Ontology annotation, cellular component: peroxisomal membrane; peroxisome; peroxisomal importomer complex. Lineage: Eukaryota; Metazoa; Arthropoda; Insecta; Diptera; Drosophilidae. Gene Ontology annotation, biological process: protein import into peroxisome matrix, docking. The record is from RefSeq and is a predicted model, not a curated record.